AUGGGGCCGUUCAAGAAGUUGUUGCGGACACUGUGGCUCGAUGAAGCGCCUGUCACUUCAGCUGCAGACAAGCGACGUGCUAUGAUUUUGCGUUCAAUCAAGGCCUGGGAAAUGAUUUCUAGCGACGCAAUCCAAAAAUCAUUUCAAAAAGCAAUUCUGCGUCCCCGCAUUGUAGUUGUCGUAGCCAGGUUCUGGGGUCGUCCCGUACUGCUGCACGUCCUCCAAGCGUACGAUUCGUACGCUUAG
This is a messenger RNA of Aphanomyces astaci, 246 nucleotides long. RefSeq lists its product as hypothetical. The record is from RefSeq and is a predicted model, not a curated record. Bases 1 to 246 code for a protein of 81 amino acids. The transcript is spliced from 2 exons. Lineage: Eukaryota; Oomycota; Saprolegniomycetes; Saprolegniales; Verrucalvaceae.